This is a messenger RNA of Coprinopsis cinerea okayama7#130, 920 nucleotides long. RefSeq lists its product as hypothetical. The record is from RefSeq and is a predicted model, not a curated record. The transcript has 2 exons. Bases 1 to 807 code for a protein of 268 amino acids. Lineage: Eukaryota; Fungi; Basidiomycota; Agaricomycetes; Agaricales; Psathyrellaceae.
AUGUCUAGCGAGUACAAGCUUCGUUCAGUCGCCAUUAUCGGCCUGCAACGAUUAAUCCCCUUUGCGAGGAUGCUUGCUUCCAUCCCAGAACGUCAGCGUCGCGUACGACACUUGUUUUUCUCCACUAUGGCGCAGAAGCCUGGGGAGGGUACGGGCAAACUGCAUGCAGUAACAGACUCGGUCUAUGAUGAAAACCGCACCGCCUGGAUCCAAAUCAUACAAAUGAUCUCGAGUACACUUCGAACCUGCCGAGCGGUCUCGCAUCUUCCGCGAACUACCAUCCUCCUCCCCGUUUCCUGCCCCAACCUUGUGGAGCUAACCUUACAAGGCCAAUUCCCCGUCCUUCUCUACACAAACCAUACUCCCCAGUUCCCCUCCCUCCGUUCCCUUACAUUCUCUGCUUUCAACGACUAUCCCGUGUAUCUAUUUGACGAUAUCGUGCUCCAAGCACCUGCGCUGGAAGAACUCACCCUCCUACCUGCCCAGCCUUCACGGAACCUCCACAACGAUCUCUACGCCACCCUGGAUAUCAACCCGCAAUCCUCACGAUGCUCCCCUCCACCCGACUAUUUUCCAACGACGCGUCUCCCGGCAACAGUUUCACGGGUAUACGUGCAACCUGGUCCGGAAAUCAUUUCGGAAUCGAGAAAUGCGUCGUGUCUCAAGAACGUCCAAAUUAUCAUGAAGCGGAAGAUUCUUCAUAUGCAAAAACAUGAUCAGAGGAAUAGAGUCAAAUUCCUUCGACCAGGGCCUCCCCUUGUAUUCGAAGACGCGCUGGUUGAGUGGUUAGGCAGAGAGAGGUUGUAAAACGGAGUGGUGUAGUAUUAACUAUUGGUAAAUUAUCUUCACUACGCACUGUUGUAAUCUUAUAGCCUAUGUAGUACUCCGUGUAUUAUAAAAGUAACCACCCACUACUUUUU